CUCAACACCAACCUCAAUUAAGUUGUCCAACAUAUCCUUCCACUGGGCGAUCUCAAUCUCCCAGUCUUCCCAACUUUUCCUUCCAUCAUCUGUGGCUCUGUUGGUCUGACCACAAACGAUGCACGAGAAGGAAGUGGCCUACUCCACUUCGGUGGCUGAUGAAGCAGCCCCGGAGGAAACCGCCGCUCACCUCAAGAACCUGAAACUCCAACAUCAGUGGGAUCCCAACCUCCCUGAUGAAGUCGCCGACGAAAUCGAUGAAGCCCUCCACACCACCGACAAAGGGGCCCUCUCCGGCAUGGCCCAUGAGCUGCUGGACGAUUCGCCCUACCCCGAAGUCCGCGCUGCCGUGCCGAACUAUGACGAAGGGGGCCACACCAACACCAUUCGCGCCUGGACCAUCGGCCUGAUCUUCGCGACGAUCGGUUCGGCUUUGAACAUGCUCUUCUCCAUGCGCGACCCUUACAUCGUCAUCCCCUCAUAUGUCGCCCAGGUGGUCGCCUACCCCGUAGGUAUGGCUUGGUCCAAGGUCAUGCCCAACAAGCAACUCAGUCUGUUUGGACUCAAGUUCAAUCUGAACCCGGGUCCCUUCAGCAAAAAGGAGCAUGCGCUCAUUGUCAUUAUGGCCAACGCCACGUUUGGUGGUGGUGCAGCUUAUGCGACGGACGUUCUGCUGGCUCAGCGCGCCUUCUACAAGCAGCGCUUCGGAUGGGGCUUCGAGAUCCUGAUGUGUAUCUCGACCCAGAUGCUCGGCUUUGGUCUGGCGGGAUUCUUCCAUCAGUUCUUGGUGGCCCCCGCGGCUAUGAUUUGGCCGUCCACUCUCAUCAAUUGCGCUCUCUUCACCGCGCUCCACGAUACUCGCAAGCCAGAUCCAUCCAAGGUCAAUGGCUGGAAGAUCGGCAAGUACCGUUUCUUCCUGUACGUGAUGAUCGGGUCCUUCUGCUGGUAUUUCUUCCCGGGUCUCAUCGCGCCGUUCCUGAGUAUCUUCGCCUGGGUGACCUGGAUCAAGCCCCAGAGCCCGGUGGUCAAUCAGCUCUUCGGCGGUUCGACUGGCUUGUCACUAAUUCCCAUGACAUUUGACUGGACGCAAGUCUCGGGCUUCAACUUCAGUCCCCUCAUUGCCCCCUGGCAUGCGAUUGCCAACACCCUCAUUGGCAUGGUGAUCUUUUUCUGGAUCACGACCAUCGGCAUUCAUUUCAGCGGACUGUGGUAUGGCAAGUACUUGCCUAUCAGUGAUUCCAGCAGUUACGACAACACGGCCAGCUCGUACAACGUGACUAAAAUUAUGACCUCGGACUUCACUCUGGAUGUGAAGGCGUACGAAGCAUACUCCCCCCUGUUCUUAUCCACCACAUUUGCCCUGUGCUAUGGUCUCUCAUUCGCCACCAUCAUCGCCCUCCUCGUCCACACCGGACUGUUCCACGGUAGCGAACUCUGGGUGCGUUUCCGCAAGUUCGGUCAGGAAGAGGAGGACGUCCAUGGCCGCCUGAUGGCUCGCUUCAAGCCGGUGCCCCUCUGGUGGUACGCCGGAAUUCUGGUUGCCAUGUUGGCCGUUGGUCUUGGUCUUGUGCUGGGUUAUCCCACUCACCUGAGCUGGUGGGCUUUCUUCGUCUCGGUCAUUCUUGCUGUGAUUUGGUACGUGCCCAUUGGGAUUAUCCAGGCAUCGACCAACAUCGCCAUCGGACUGAAUGUCUUGACCGAGUUCAUCGUCGGGUAUAUCCAGCCGGGCAAGCCCAUGGCCAUGAUGCUGUUCAAGACCUACGGUUACAUGAGCAUGUACCAGGGACUCUACUUCAACCAGGAUAUGAAGCUCGGUCACUACAUGAAAGUCCCCCCCCGGGUCUCUUUUGCUGGACAGAUGGUCGCUGGUGUCUGGUCUUCGAUUGUCCAGAUCGCCGUGAUGAACUGGGGUCUCUCCACCAUCAAGGACGUCUGCAGCCUGGACCAGGUUAACAACUACACCUGCCCCAACGGUCGCGUCUUCUUCAACGCCUCGGUGAUCUGGGGUCUCAUUGGCCCGCAGCGCAUCUUCUCUCCGGGGCAGAUGUAUGUCAACCUGCAAUGGUUCUGGCUCGCGGGGGCCCUUCUGCCCGUGCUCAUCUAUAUCGGCGCCCGGAUGUACCCCAAGUCCAACAUUCGGUUCCUCAACGCGCCACUGAUCUUCGGGGGUGCUGGUCUCAUCCCCCCGGCCACCCCGCUCAACUACCUCAGUUGGGGUCUCGUCGGCAUGAUCUUCAACAAGUACAUCCGCGACAAGUUCCGUGGCUGGUGGAUGCACUACAACUACAUUCUGUCCGCCGGUCUGGAUGUCGGAUUGGAUCUGUGCACCAUCUUGAUCUUCCUGACCAUUGAUCUCACUGGGGCCAGCUUCCCCUCGUGGUGGGGAACGAACAUCGCCGAUGGGACGAUGGAUACAUUGGGUACGGCUGUGCAGGUGGUGUUGACGAACGGUACCUUUGGCCCGACCAAGUGGUAAUCCCCGCUUCGAUGCCUGGUAGUACAUCUGAUUCGGACUGAUGGCAUUGAAUCAGUCUCAGGGGCUGUGGCAAGGAGGGGCCGAGCGGCCGAUCGAGGCGAAAUGUAGCCGCCAGUGGAUCUGGCCGGAGAUGUGAUUUAUGAUCCCGACGAACAUCUCGCUGUAUUAUGAUUAUGCUAUAAUUCCUAAUUCCAUCUGUUGGUGAUCGAGCUGCGGUACCUGUGGUGAUAUGUGUAUGCUCGCUAGUAUUUUGACGCGUUCAUUUUGUAUCAUAGCCUUGAAGCACUUCGCCCCGCGAUGACAGGCCUCUUUCGGCACCCAAGGAGGCACAAGCGGCUCCUCUCUGCGCGUCCUCAUCCUCUGCAUCCUUGGGUGAAUCUGUAUUUGAC
Aspergillus saccharolyticus JOP 1030-1 is the source of this 2865-nucleotide messenger RNA. It is a transcript of the gene optB, whose product is annotated as small oligopeptide transporter, OPT family. Lineage: Eukaryota; Fungi; Ascomycota; Eurotiomycetes; Eurotiales; Aspergillaceae. Gene Ontology annotation, biological process: transmembrane transport. The transcript is spliced from 2 exons. Bases 119 to 2476 code for a protein of 785 amino acids. Gene Ontology annotation, molecular function: oligopeptide transmembrane transporter activity. The record is from RefSeq and is a predicted model, not a curated record.